GAGGGCGCUAGAAAUUCAAGUUAGUGAAUAUACUUCCUGUCUCCGAAAGUCCGAGUUGACGUGUUCUGUUGACUUGCAAAUCGCGAGAAGGUCCGGGAUAAUUUCGUAUUGAUUUAAGUAUGUAAUAGCGGCCUGGUUCAAUAUUUACUCGAAUCACCUCAAUGCCGGUGGAUAAUAACGGGUUCAAGUCAUAUACACUUUCCCAUUUUAUCAUCUUGGCCUCUUCCAGUUUGGCCUGUCAGAUUGCGUGUGGGUCUUGCCUUAUCCGUUACGCAAAGUGUGUUUUCUAAUUGGCGUCACAUUUAAGGCGUUGGUGUCGUGGUAAGACGGUCUAGCAGAACAACUGUCCAUAUGUUGAAUAUCUUAAGGACCGUUGGAAGAUGCCUGUAUGGGAAUGUGUAUGUGUGGUGUAUGGUGACACUGCUACUAGCAGAUUUGGGUUGGGCGCUGGAUAACGUCUAUAUUCAUCAUAUAGCUGUCAACAUAGAAGGGGGGCACGAGGCCGCUGACAGAGUAGCAAGAUCAACAGGACUGAUUAAUAAAGGGCAGGUGGGAAGUGUCGCUGAUCACUAUUUGUUUGAGAUCCCCGGGCGUGCUCGGAGAUCUGCUAGUCACAGUGCUGAGCAUCAUGAAUCCCUGGCAGCCCAUCCACAGGUGCUGUGGUUCGAGCAGCAGAUCGAGAGGAAGAGGGUGAAGAGGGACCUCCAGCCUGCACCUCCGUUUCAUCUGAAUGACCCCAACUACAGCGACCAGUGGUACCUGCAUGGCGGGGCUGCUAAUGGAUUUGACAUGAAUGUCAUACCAGCAUGGAUGCGUGGUUACACGGGCAAGGGCGUCGUCAUCACGAUUCUGGACGAUGGGAUAGAGAGGAACCACGCUGAUCUCAUUGACAACUAUGAUCCCUACGCGAGCUAUGAUGUCAAUGGCCAUGAUAACGAUCCCAUGCCGAGAUAUGAUCCCACAAACGAGAACAGACAUGGCACGCGGUGUGCAGGGGAGGUGUCUGCAGCGGCCAACAACUCCAAGUGUGGAGUCGGUAUCGCCUACAGGUCCAGAAUUGGAGGUGUACGUAUGUUGGAUGGUGAGGUAUAUGAUGCUGUUGAGGCAACAUCACUGAGCUUCAACAACACUCACAUUGACAUCUACUCUGCCAGCUGGGGCCCGGAUGACGAUGGCCGAGUUGUUGACGGGCCUGGACCGCUCGCCAAGAAAGCAUUUAAAGAAGGCAUCGUAAAGGGCCGAGGUGGGAAAGGAUCAAUCUUUGUGUGGGCAUCCGGUAACGGUGGCAGUGCGCAAGACUCCUGUAACUGUGAUGGGUAUACCAACAGUAUCUACACCCUCUCCAUCAGCAGCACUUCUGAGAAGGGGACGAAGCCAUGGUACCUGGAGGAGUGCAGCUCCACCCUUGCCACCACCUACAGCAGUGGCGCCUACAACGAGAAGCAGAUCACAACGGUGGACCUCCAUGACCGGUGCACAAGUUCUCACACAGGAACUUCUGCCUCCGCACCCCUUGCAGCUGGGAUUGUAGCCCUAACUCUCGAGGCAAACCCUAGCUUGACGUGGAGGGACGUCCAGUAUAUCACGCUGAUGGCUGCCACACCAGAACCCUUUGUUGAUGGACAGUGGGUUGUCAACGCCUUGAAGAGGAAAGUGAGUCUGAGAUAUGGGUAUGGAUUGAUGGACGGAGACAAGAUGGUUGACCUUGCCCUUCAGUGGACCAACGUGCCGGAGCAGCACAUCUGUGAAGUUCACUCCGCGCAGCAGAAUGUAGCGUUAUCAGGUACAAAAGUAACAUUAAAAAUCCGAACAGAUGGAUGUGGUGGUACAAACAGGGAGGUGAGGUUCCUGGAGCACGUCCAGGCCAAAGUGUCGCUAAAUGCCCACCGUCGCGGUGACGUCAAAAUAUACCUCACCUCUCCCAGUGGGACGAGAUCCACACUUCUACCACGACGCCCAAAUGAUUCGAUGGGUGGAAACUUCAACAAUUGGCCGUUUCUGUCCGUCCACUUCUGGGGGGAGCGGUCAGAAGGGGAGUGGACGCUGGAGAUUGAGGAUGCUGGCAGCUAUGGGUCCGGGGGAGGCACUUUACAGCAGUGGUCUCUGAUCCUGCAUGGUACGGCAUCAGAUCCCGUCCACCUUCUCCCCGAGGGUUCUCAGGAGCCUGCUACAUCCACACCAGCACCAUCCACUCCAGCAUCAGACAAAGUGUCCACUCAGGCCCCAGGCACUGGACCCACCACACCGUAUGAGUGUGACCAGCAGUGCGCCAACAACUGCACUGGCCCCAGUCCCGCACAGUGCGUGCAGUGUGCUAACUUCAGGGUCAGCUCCACAGGCGAGUGUGUACAAGAGUGUCCACCAGUCGGCUUCUACAAGGAACUGAAGAUGUGUCAAAGCUGUCAUCAGUCAUGCAGUACCUGCCAAGGACCACUCUUGUCGGAUUGCAUCAAGUGUCGUGAUGGCCACUAUCUCUUGAUCACUUCAAAGGAGCAUGUGUGUGUUGAAGAAUGCUUUGACGGCUUCUAUAAAAAUAAUGGUCAAUGUCUGAGGUGCUCCAGGAUGUGCGAGAAAUGUUCCGAUCUCUCCAACAAGUGCACUGCCUGUGUGGCUGGGAAGGUAUUGUGGAAAGAGAAGUGUGUUGACAAGGGAGACCACCGCCUGAAAGGACAGCGGUCGUCACUCAACAUCUGGAUGCCUGACUCAAUACGUAGUGUUGUGGUGGUACUAGUGUCUAUAUGUGCAGGCUUGAUUGUACUCAUACUUGCUGUUGCUGGGUUCAUAUACGCCAAAACCAACCAGCGCCUAUGCUGGUCCUAUUAUAAUUACAACAAAUUACCUUCAAGUGAUAAGGAGUCCCUAAUUGGCCUAACAAGAGCAGAUUUAGAUAACGAAGAUGACAUGAGCUAGUUUCCUGUGAUACAUUAUUGUUGACUAUAAUAUAUCUGUGCAUAAUUCCAAGAAUGUCACCCGAUACAGCAGAGGCGCUUGCUUCCAUUUGCAGCAGUUUUUUACAUCUUCUGUUUAUUUUGUAUGACACGAUAAACCUCAGGCCUUCAUUUUGACACACCUUGUUUAUUACAUCGUGAAGGUUAGGUACAGAUGUCACAAAGCUGUUAGAAGAUAGACUUUUCCUUCUCUGAGAGGCUGAAGAUAUUAUUACCGUUGAAGUUCAGUUUUUUUAACAGUUUACAGUGGUGUAAGAUGGGAACACUUUAAAGUCUUUCUUCACCUCAUUGUUUCACUGGUGCAGCAUUACAAUACUGUGUCUAUUGAAAUUCCGGUCCUCCGGGCAGGGCCCACUCGCACAAAGCCAUCUUAGCAUUAAGAUUAUCUUAAGCAUAUGUAAACGUCUGGGAGUUAUGAUCAUCUUAGCGCUAAGAUUGCUUUGUGCAUGUGGGCCCUGAGCUGUCAGGGUGCUGGACAUAUAAGCCUGGCUCUGUGCAGCUGGACAUACACUGGGUACUGAAGCUGAGCCUCGUGUGUAUCCUGUCCUCAUCAGUAAUUCCCUGUGGGUAAAUGGAUAAACUGUCUCGUAUCACUAAGGGUUUAUGUUUAGUAUCAGAAUUCAUUUGAUCAUUAAAUCUUGAUUUUUGCAGCAAAAUAUAUCCUAUGUAUAUAACCAAGAAGGAUGUCUAAGCCAUUCUAACAGAGGUGGUUCAAUCUAGUUUAACAGACUGUUUGAAAUUAAGCUUGAUAAUGAUCAAAGGGACUUAACUAGCCACAAUCAUUUUUGGUCAAUGAGUUACAACAACCAUAAACCUCAUAAAUGCUUUUAAAAAAUAUGUUUCAGAGAACUUUUCUCUGGGCUUAUGUGUGAAGUAGAGUUAUCUCCCCUGUUGUAGUCCCAUCUUCAAUCACUGAAGGGAACUAAGAGCAGUAGGAGAUGUUGAAUCUAUUGAAUCAAAACAGAUCCUCUUGUCUCAGCGUUAGAUCAAACUUGUUUCUUUGUUUCUUGGAAUAUGUAUGUAUAUGUUACAAAUGGAAUAAUCAUUUUCUAUUUUUUUACAUCCCACAAACACUAAACUGAUGCACAAUAUAACAUAAAUCUAAAAGGUGAUAUAUGCUGGUUGCUAUAAAAAUGGCAUUCUUUAUUAGACAUGAGAUAAUGUUUUGUUUCUAUGGCUUUUCUGAUUUUCAUACAAUUUGUAAAUACUGUUGUGUACAUUGAUCAUAUCAAACCUUCCACCUCCAUAUCAAUCACUGUUGAUCUGCCGUGGCGCCAAGCUGCAGGCUGCAGGCUCCAGGCUCCAGGCUUUAUACGUAGCCUAAGAUGCUGGUAAUUCCUGACCUACCAUAGUAAUGUUAUGGCAUAGAUGGACUUCUCAUGACAGGACUGUAUUGUUAUAUCAAGGUGCGGGAGUCUUAUAGUUUUAACAACUGUAGCUUCUUAAAUUUGUUCUCUACACAAUACUGUCUUGGAGCACAACAGCAAAAUUCCCCAGUACCACAAAUAUCCCAUCAGCCGGUAAAGUGAUUACCAGUA
This is a messenger RNA of Haliotis rufescens (red abalone), 4486 nucleotides long. Its product is annotated as proprotein convertase subtilisin/kexin type 5-like. Lineage: Eukaryota; Metazoa; Mollusca; Gastropoda; Lepetellida; Haliotidae. The record is from RefSeq and is a predicted model, not a curated record. Gene Ontology annotation, molecular function: serine-type endopeptidase activity. Gene Ontology annotation, biological process: protein processing. Bases 352 to 2910 code for a protein of 852 amino acids. Gene Ontology annotation, cellular component: trans-Golgi network; Golgi membrane. The transcript has 16 exons.